UCACGUGAUAUAACACGGAAGUAAAUCUUGUGUCAAGUAGCGGUGCCAGAAAUAACCGAAACGAAAAGUUGCCUCGUAUGUUUAUGCACUUUAUGUAUCUAUGAAGUAUGUGCACAAGAUACAAAAAAGUCGUAUAGAUAAGUUGGUUGUCCUUUGGCAAUAUGAUUAUUAAAGCCAUGUCAUGACGGAAGUAGCCUAAAGGGACAGGAUUGUAUUCAAGGUCCAGAGAGCCAUAAACAACUGUGAUUUGGCGUUGUUACGUUGCGGAAUGUGAUGCCAGCCCUAAAGAUGGCUGAAUCGGGAGACCAUCACGGGCAAUUUCAGGCAGCUGUGGACGUCAUACACAAUCUCCCCAAAAAUGGUUCUUACAGACCCUCAUAUGAGGUGAUGUUGCGGUUCUAUGGACUCUACAAACAAGCUGUGUGUGGACCCUGCAUGGUGUCACGACCUGGGUUCUGGGAUCCCGUGGGGCGCUACAAAUGGGAUGCUUGGAACCGCCUGGGAGACAUGAACAGCGAAACGGCCAUGGCUUCCUACGUCGACGAGAUGAAGAAAGUAGCACAGGAGGUUAUCAACACUAUGCCGAUGGAUGAGAAGACGGCAUCUUUUUUCCACUAUUUUGAGCCGCUCUAUAAGGUUAUCCAUGACAUGCCUCGACCACCGGAGUCGCUGCUUACACUUGAAGUCGACAUCAAUGCCAAUGACCAGACCCCAAACCUCACUGAGACAGAGCAGAAUGCGAGGCCCCAGGACCCUGCAGCUCCAGACCAGGACCAAGCAGAAGAGGUCUCCCAUACUGUCACCUCAGACCCUGCAGCUCCAGACCAGGACCAAGCAGAAGAGGUCUCCCAUACUGUCACCUCAGAGCACAGCGUGGCCGAGAGGGAUCACGGCACCCAGUCCCAUGAGCCUGAGACUGUUUCCUCUGGCCUGGUGUUGACCAGCGACUCGGAGAGCGAGAUCUACUGUGACACGGUGGAGCAGCUGGACAGUGGCAAGAGUGUGUCCAUGCCAGACGGUCUCGACAAUAGGCUGGCACUCUCCGAACCCAGUGAUAACCCAGGGCACCACGUGGCACCUGUCUCCCGGGUGACAGAGGUGGGCGCCGGACAAGGUGGCGAGGGUGGAGGGGAGGGGCGAGGCCCCCCCAUCAGGAAGAGGGAUUCGAGGAGAGAUGCUGCCAGGCAACCCGCUAGGGAACCCAUGGGAGGGGGUCCUGAGCGCGAUGCUCAGCACGCAAACCGUGUGCCUGGUGGCGUGGGGGGUGGGGGAGAGGAUGGUUCGGGGGGCUCGGACAGGCUGCAGGAGGCCCAGGUGCAGCAGCAGAUCGUGCUGGCGCUACAGAGGCUCCGGGAGGACAUGCGGAGCGUGAUGGAGCGCCUGGAAGUGGUAGAGGGCCUUGCUGCAGCCAACGCUCAGAGUUCAAGCUGGAGGACUCAGACACCACUACCAGCUAAUGAGACAGAGGUUCACCAGCAGAGCGACUGGUGGUGGCCAUUUGAUGUGUCCGGACGCACGCUCAUGCUCCUGCUGCUGUGGCCUUUCUUCGCUCAGGGACUCGUGUUCCUGCUUCAGCGGAGGAGGAAGAAGCCCCAUGUGCCGACAUGAGGCUGUCUGCAGAAAGAUGCAUAGAAAGGGGGUGGGGGGUGGAGGGUGGAUGCAAACAUGACCAUUUGCGUCAGUUGUUCAUUGAAAGAAAAUGUGUUGCAGAUUUUAGACGAAGUAUAUGAUUGGCUUGCCUCAGGUAAAAUCUAAAAAGUA
Messenger RNA from Clupea harengus (Atlantic herring), 1761 nucleotides. RefSeq names its product acyl-CoA binding domain containing 4 (gene acbd4). Gene Ontology annotation, molecular function: fatty-acyl-CoA binding. Gene Ontology annotation, biological process: fatty acid metabolic process; pexophagy. Gene Ontology annotation, cellular component: cytoplasm. NCBI's taxonomy places the organism in Eukaryota, Metazoa, Chordata, Actinopteri, Clupeiformes, Clupeidae. The record is from RefSeq and is a predicted model, not a curated record.